Salvelinus namaycush (lake trout) is the source of this 6639-nucleotide messenger RNA. It is a transcript of the gene jarid2a, whose product is annotated as jumonji, AT rich interactive domain 2a. The coding region runs from base 568 to 4611 and encodes 1347 amino acids. Gene Ontology annotation, cellular component: nucleus. The transcript is spliced from 19 exons. The record is from RefSeq and is a predicted model, not a curated record. Gene Ontology annotation, molecular function: histone demethylase activity; DNA binding. Gene Ontology annotation, biological process: chromatin remodeling. NCBI's taxonomy places the organism in Eukaryota, Metazoa, Chordata, Actinopteri, Salmoniformes, Salmonidae.
UGGGGCAUAUUCCCCGGUCUAUCGCGGUAGAAAGACACUGCAGAUAAACCCAUGCCGUUACCAUUACUAGCGGUGUGGGAGAGUUAACUCGUCGUCUGGCAGACACCGCUGAAACGUGUUUCUGGAUUUUGUAUUGACAUUUUUUUUUUUAGGGGGGGGGGUAUUUUUUUGUACCUUUUAACUCCCGUCUGUGAUAUUCUUCAACACGGAAUCUGCUGGGCCCUCAAAGCGUGUUUGAUUUGUGCCUCGAGGAUAUCCAGGAUACAUGCCCUUUUCAUUCGCAUAAUGGGAGAUUGUCCGGUUCGUUGUUAUGCAUAUGUUAUAACGCCGUGAUUUUGGGGGUGUUUAAAUUUGUGUUUCUUGCCGUGGAUUGCAAAAUUGGAAUUUCUCUCCCAGGCGACUCAGCGAAAAGGGAAGUAGACAGCGUGAGAGAGAGAGGGAGAGAGUGGGGAUAAAGACACUCUGCCACCUCGCUGGAUCACACCACGGGAUUUAAUAAUUGCAUGUUCUAAAAAAGGAUAUACAUGUGCCUAUUCGGUGUUUAACCGACCCAAUCCGGUUUGCAGGAUGAGUAAAGACAGACCCAAAAGGAACAUCAUACAGAAGAAAUACGACGACAGCGAUGGUAUCCCGUGGUUAGAGGAGCGCGAGGUGAGGAAGGUGCUCUACCUUUCUCUGAAGGAGUUUAAGAACACCCAGAGGAACAAGGUGACAGAUGGCCUCGGCACAGGAAACGUCAACGGCUCUUUCCCACACAGCCAUGGCUGCCGGUCAGGACCAAAGGCAGGGAUACCGGCAGUCAACGGUAAAGCUGAGUGCUCACGCUGCUCGUCUCAAAGCAACGAUGGCAGCAGCGAGUAUUCAGGGGACGAUCCAGUCAGAAAGAGACCACGGCUGCAGGCUCAGAGGAAGUUUGCCCAGUCUCAGCCCAGCUCCCCCAGUGCCACGCCGGUCAAGCUGUCUGAGACCCUCUUGCCCCCUAGCCCCACCUCUCCCCCCAGCGACCUCACCAGACGCAAGCCCAAGACUGAGGACUUCAUCACCUUCCUCUGUUUACGAGGCUCGGCUGCGUUGCCAGGCAACAUGGCGUACUUUGGGAGUGCCCAGGAUGAUGUGGAUCUGGAGGAUGAAGAUGAUGAAGAGGAGGAGUGUGACGACAGGAUGUCAGCUCACAGCCACAACUCAACUUCCUGUCUGUCCUCACAGCGGAAAAACAAAACAACGCCGGGGAAGAAGGUCUCCAAUGGACAUGUGUUGAAUGGCCACUGCAGGUCCUUACGGGGGAAGGAGCUCUUCCUGAGGCCCAGAGGGAGAGAGGCUAUCCAGGCCAGAGAGAGGGCUGAGAGGGGAGAGGCCCGGAGGGAGAACCACAGGACCUCUACAGGACCCCCAGCCAGGACCUCCAGCACCACCCACAGUCUUCGCCACAGCAGACCCACCCAGGAGCACCCAAAGCAGGUUUCAAAAGGGAACAGGCUGUCACGGGUAUUGUCAGCUACCGUACACAACUCCGGUGCCAAAAAGCCCCCGGCUUCCCGACCACCGCCGUCUAGAACUGUGAAGUCCACAGCCGCAGCGCUUCCCAGGGGCCACACCCCCUACACCAAAGCCAGACUUCUCAAAGAGGCCAAACUCACCUUGGGCAAAAGAGCCUCCUCCAAAGCUCGCCAACCCCUGAAGAAGCAACGGCGCUCUGCCAGUGGCAGUGCCCGCCGCCACCCACGCCCACCACACUCCAACUCAGGAAAACUCUCAAGCGGCAAUGCAAAGACUCCCAACAAACAGAAGGUACAAUCCAACAAGGCAGCUGGCAGGUGUUGCCUACAACGAGUCAACGGGCAGCUUCACCCACGCCGAUGUGGCGGUAAGCAGGUACUGCAGGGGCGUGAGGGCGUCAGACACUCCAAGAGACGUCUGGGGCUCCCGGCUGAGGAGUCUUCGCCGGAGGUCAAAAAGGUUAGACUGCAGGUCAAUGCCCCGGAGACGCGAAGCAGCAGGAAGGUCAAUGUCCAGGAGAAGGCUGUGACGGAGUCCGGUGGCCAUCUUGGUAAGGUCACGUCCUCCCGACCUUCCUCCUCGGAGCAAAGACCCAAACGAGCCUCCGCUGGCAAGCUGAUGUUGACCCGACAAGCACAGUCCAUACCCCCUACUGCUAAUACUACUACUACUGCUAAUACUACACCACCAGCUAAGAACACUACUUCUAAGAAAACUUUCCAGGGCACUUCCAAGAACACUUCCCAUGUCACUUCCAAGGGCACUUCCACCUCCACUUCCACUACCUCAGCAGCCAAGGUGAAACCAGGCACCAGCAGCCCGGCUAAAGCAGCAGCAGAGGCUAAAGCAGCAGCAGAGGCUAAAGCAGCAGCAGAGGCUAAAGCAGCAGCAGAGCCUAAAGCAGCAGAGAGGCAGCGGGGAGAGCGGGAAGAGCGGGAGAGUGGGGAGAAGAGAGGUGCAGCACCACCCCCGCCCCUGUCCCUAACCGAGGUGCCAGUGUUCAGACCCAGCCUGGAGGAGUUCCACGACCCCCUGGUGUAUGUGGAAGCGGUGCGGGGGCAGGCAGAGAGCUAUGGGCUGUGCAGGGUGGCUCCUCCUCAGGACUGGAGGCCAGAGUGCAAGCUGAAAGAGGACAUGAGGUUUGUGACCCAGGUGCAGCACAUCCAUAAGCUGGGUCGGCGCUGGGGGCCCAAUGUACUCCGGCUGGCCUGCAUCAGGAAACACCUCCAGGCCCAGGGCAUCUCCAUGGAGGACCCCCCGCUCAUAGGCGGAUGUGAGUUGGACCUGGCCCGGUUCUUUCAGCUCAUCAACGACAUGGGCGGCAUGCAGCAGGUCAGCGACAUGAAGAAAUGGAACAAGCUAGCCGACCAGCUCCGUAUCCCCAAGACUGCACAGGAUCGUCUGGCCAAGCUGCAGGAGGCCUAUUGUCAGUACCUACUGUCCUACGACUCCCUGGACCCCGCUGAGCGCAUCCGCCUGGAGAGGGAGGUGCUGGAGGAGAAGGGGAGGCUGGAGAAGAAGAGAGGGCCCCUGGAGGGCCACUCAGAUGACUCCCAACAAAGCCUGCUCCAGCUGCCCCGCUGUGAGCCCAAGAAUGGCCUGGUAAACGGGGUGAUCCGGAGGAACGGCCUGCCCAGGAACCUGGAGGAAGGAGCGAAAGAGGGGAAGGAACAGGAGAAGGACAUGUGGCUGAGGUCCAGCAGGAGGAGACUGUUCUCUCAGGAGAAGAAAGGAGGAAGAGGAGGAUCAGAGGAGGAGAAAGAGUUUCUUAGCGACCAGCACAAGUGUAUAUACAGGGGGAAGUCGGUUUCUCUCACUACGUUCUACAGGACAGCCAGGAAUACUAUGAACAUGUGUUUCAACAAGGAGCCUGGGACGGCUGAGGUGGAGCAGGAGUACUGGAACAUCGUGGAGCAGAGGGAUUGUCAUGUUGCAGUGCACUGUGGGAAAGUGGACACUAAAACUCAUGGGAGUGGCUUCCCAGUUGGAAAGUCUGAGACGUUUUCAAAACAUGGAUGGAACCUUACAGUCCUUCCCAAUAAUUCAGGAUCCAUCUUACGCCACCUUGGUGCUGUGCCAGGAGUGACCAUUCCUUGGCUGAACAUCGGCAUGGUCUUCUCUACCUCAUGCUGGUCGCGAGACCAUCAUCGCCUUCCAUACAUUGAUUACUUACACACUGGUGCUGACUGCAUUUGGUACUGUAUUCCUGCUGAGGAGAAGGUGAAGCUGGACAAGGUGGUUCACACACUACUGCAGGCUAAUGGAACCCCAGGACUGGAGAUGUUGGAGAACAACAUCAUGAUCUCUCCGGAGGUGCUGUGUCGAGCGGGGGUCAAAGUGCACCGGACCGUCCAGCAGAGUGGCCAGUUCGUCGUCUGUUUCCCGGCAGCGUUCGUCUCCAAGGUGUGCUGCGGCUACAGCGUCUCCGAGACAGUGCACUUCGCCACCCCCCAGUGGCUGAACACGGGAUACCAGGCUGCCAAGGAGCUGAAAUGUCGACGCAUAGAGAGGUCUUUCUCCAUGGAGAAGUUGCUGUACCAGAUCGCAAUGUCAGAAUCUAAACGGGAGAAUGGUGUCAUUCUGAGUACCAUGACCUCACUUCUCAAAGACCUCAGGGAUACAGAGUUGAGACAGCGCAGGGAUCUGUUUGACGCCGGGCUGCGGUCUGUUGCCCGCUACUGUAGCCAUGACAACCAGGCCUCGUCAGAGAGCAGGAGGAUCCAGCGCCAGUGGCUGAGGCUCGACCCCUCGGACCGACGCUGCCAGGUGUGCCAACACCUCUGCUACCUCUCCAUGGUGGUUCAGGAGAGUGAGAACGUGGUGUUCUGUCUGGAGUGUGUCCUGCUGUACGUACAGAAACACAAGUCCUGCCGAGGCCUCAAAAUGAUGUACCGUUACGACGAGGACCAAAUCAACCAUCUGGUGAGCAGGGUGUGUGGGAGAGUGCUGGAGAGGAGCAGUGCUGAGAAGAGGAAAGGGACGAGAGGACUUCAGGGCCCCGGUGAGACGUCCACCCCGGCCAAACGCAGCGCCCGAAACAGAACCUCCAUCACUGUGUCCCUCACCCGCCUCCCCUCCUCCACCCUGCCCAAGACCGCCCUCAGCUCUAAGUAACUCACAUCAUGGGCCGCGCUCCAAUACUUCACAUCCUUCCUUCCUGGGUUCUUUGAGGUAAACACAGAUUUACAAGUGGUUAGGUUACUACCACACAAUUACUGUCACCAAUACAACCAAUUCACACCUGUGAUUACUUCAAAGGAAGGAAGGAAGGAAGGAAGGAAGGAAGGACUUCUGAAGUAUUCCAACAGGACCAGUGCUUCACUACGGUACAUUUCUCUCUGCUCAGUGUGGAGAAUGUGCUCCUUAAACCACGGUAAAAAAACAUGUUUUUAAGAGGCAUUAAUGGCUGGAUUCAGUUCCGUAUCGGAGGAUCCGCGUUUCAGCUCAAUUGAAAUUUGAAGGCAAUGUUCCCGCAUUCACUGUAUAUCUCAGCUCAAUCGGAAAUGACCUUUAAAAUGUGAGCGCGGAUCUUCAGCGAUAUGGAUUGAAUCCAGCCCUUUCGUCCAAUACUGUAUAUUGUAUCUAGAUAUCACAAUAUCCUCCUAGCUACACCUAUUGUUAUUACCUACAGACUUCACUUCCCUGGUGCUACAUCUUGGUGCUCAAUUUAUACUGUAUUUGGUGUAGUAAUAAUAAUGAUCAUUUCUGUUUUGCUCAAAGCCAUUGGACUGCAUCCUGAACUGUGAACACGUUUUUAGAACUUGUUACCAAUAAGUUGAUUCUACAGUUUUGCGUUAGACUCCAACCAGUAAUAAGGCUCUUCAGGGGUUUGUAAUACAUGAAAACGAUACAAAGAUUUUUUCCAGCGGAGCGCAAAAAGUGGGUCAUAUUUAUUAGUGCUAAACGUAGGAAAACGUUUUGCAGCGGGAAAAACAAAAAACAAGCGUUCCUUAUUGGACAUGUUCAGGUAGUCCCUCCCCGUUUUGGCCCUUUUGCUUCCGUUUGGUUCCGAGUGAAUACGACCCUGGCCCCUUCUCAGAUCAUUGAUGUUAUAAUUGUUUAGAGAAUUGGCCAAGAAUGGAACGGUCAUCAUGGGCUUCACACCGCUCAUCUGACCAUUUUGGUGUGAAACACUGUGCCUAAAAAAAAUGCAUACUAAUCAUUUUCAAUCACUUCUGGUGCCGAUAGUUUUUGUUUUGUGACCAAGUUAUCUACUCUAGACCCUUAUAGGCUCUUGACCUGCAACUCUUGGGUCUCCGGGAAUGUGUUCCAAAUGGCAGCCUAUCCCCUAUUUAGAGCACUAGUUUUAACCAGAGCCCCGAGGGCACUAUAGAGGGAAUAGGGUGCCAUUUGGGAGUCACAGUCCAGGUGUUUUAUCAAAAAACUGAAAACCACAACAGCAUUGUACAUAUAAAACAAUGUCAAUGUCUAAAGAUACAUGAACCUGAGCCUUUUAAGGAAUGAAAUGCAGUGUUUUGGAGUAGGGAUUUAUGAAGAAAAAGCCUUCCCCCGUUACUUCAUCUGUGGCCCCGUAUACACUCAACGGUUGUGAUACAAAAAAAAUCUAGAAUUACAUAAGCAUUAUGGAGACAGUGAAAUGGUUGUGUAAUUUGUUUUGGUGCAGACAGAAAAAGAAUAUAUUGUAUGACAACCCUUGUGUCCACUGUGUUGGACAUUAGUUGUAUGGGGCCAGGGUUGUCCUGGUAACAUGUAUGGACAAGUGCUGCUUAUAUCACUGAAGUACAGCAUCGUUUCAAUCCCCUCGUUUUUUACCUUGACUUUUUUUAUGAAAAGGGAAAAUAAGUAGAAGAACAAUAAAAAUCUACUAUGUACAGAAGGAGUAACUCCUGUUGUUGCACUCCAGCCUCGAGACAAGAGUCCUUUAAAUCAGCUUGUUGAGACCCCUUACAAAAACAAUCCAUUUUCAAAGUUGACAUAUACACAGAGUUUGAUGUUUUUGAAAAAGCGUGCUUAAUGUUUUGGUUGUUUUUUACAACAGGCUCAUUACAGCCCACCGUCUCAUUUCUGAUCUCUGAUUCUGUUUUCCUUCCAUGCUGUUCCACGUUGGACAAUGAACGUUUUACUUUCUAUUUUAUUUGUUAGUACCUAUUAAGGUUGAAUAAAAAGGUUUGACAGUGUCUA